This is a messenger RNA of Nipponia nippon (crested ibis), 590 nucleotides long. The record is from RefSeq and is a predicted model, not a curated record. Lineage: Eukaryota; Metazoa; Chordata; Aves; Pelecaniformes; Threskiornithidae.
UCUCCUAAGGAAAGCUCUUUCACAAUCAGUUUAUCUGUUGGUCAAACAGAGCAAGAAUUUAGAGAAGGAUAGGUUGACAAUUGCGUUUUUCGCACUCUCUGGUCUGGAUAUGUUGGAUUCCUUGGAUGUGGUGAACAAAAAUGAUAUAAUAGAAUGGAUUUAUUCCCUGCAGGUCCUUCCCACAGAAGACAGCUCAAAUUUGAAUCGCUGUGGAUUCAGAGGCUCUUCAUAUUUAGGGAUGCCAUUCAAUCCAUCCAAGGGUCCUGGUAUGUCUCAUCCCUAUGAUAGUGGGCACAUAGCAAUGACUUACACGGGUCUUUCGUGUCUGGUUAUUCUUGGAGAUGAUUUAAGUCGAGUAAAUAAAGAUGCCUUACUGGCAGGACUGAGAGCUCUCCAGCUGGAGGAUGGAAGUUUCUGUGCUGUGCUGGAAGGAAGUGAGAAUGAUAUGAGGUUUGUGUACUGUGCUUCCUGCAUCUGCUACAUGCUCGAUAACUGGUCGGGCAUGGAUACAAAAAAAGCAGUAGACUACAUUAGAAGAAGUAUGUCUUAUGAUAAUGGCCUGGCACAAGGAGCUGGUCUGGAAUCUCAUG